Scatophagus argus is the source of this 2803-nucleotide messenger RNA. RefSeq names its product eomesodermin-like. Bases 481 to 2286 code for a protein of 601 amino acids. Gene Ontology annotation, cellular component: nucleus. The record is from RefSeq and is a predicted model, not a curated record. NCBI's taxonomy places the organism in Eukaryota, Metazoa, Chordata, Actinopteri, Scatophagidae. The transcript has 7 exons. Gene Ontology annotation, biological process: regulation of transcription by RNA polymerase II; positive regulation of DNA-templated transcription; CD8-positive, alpha-beta T cell differentiation involved in immune response. Gene Ontology annotation, molecular function: DNA-binding transcription factor activity, RNA polymerase II-specific; RNA polymerase II cis-regulatory region sequence-specific DNA binding.
UGGAGAUCAGAGGAGAAUCUGAUAAUAGGCUGCUAUCUGUGCGUCACGGCCACAAGAAGAGAGCAGCGGUGAAAGCGGGAGCGCCUCUACACUGUGAUCAGUCCGCCUCCACAUGGCUCAGGCUUUAUCUUAUACUCCCUUCUGAACCCCAAACACAAUAUGAUGUCAUGUACUGGUGUGGGCUCAGCCUGGCUACUUAUCUCUCGCGCUGAUGAUGCGUAAGACACUUUUUUACGCAGUUGAAGUUGUGUUUUUUUCUUGCGUCUUGAAUUUGCUUUACAAACGCCAAAAGGAGGGGAAAUCGCUGGACUGCAGCGUGUGCUGGAAGAAGAAGGGUUCGUCACAAGAUAGCUGUCAUAAAAGCUGCUUUGGUGAUUCCUGAGGAGAACGAAGACCUCUAAGAGGAACAAGCAUCUCAACUGGGGUCAAAUAAAUCGAACAACCUCUGAAACAGGACUGGGUAAAAACAGAAAGGCACUCAUGCUGGGCAGUGAAGGAGAGAGCGGCACCUUCUCGUCUACCAAGGACGCAGAGGAUGAGAGGUGCAAGUCCCCGGCUGUGGAUGGGGACGAUCUGACCGCUGGCAGCAGGUACGCAGAGCAGGGGAUGGUUGCUGACCGCUACUACGUCCACCCCCCUGUGUCUAAACAAAGCCCAGAAACAUCGAACCCCUGCUCUUUUGUCCCUUAUGCCUCCAGUGGGACGGUUUACGCCCCGUCCAGCGCUGGCAGGUACCCCUCAUCUCUACACUUGGGCUCCGUGCUGCCUCCCGCGGGAUUUCCCUCCUCCGCCGCCGGCCGCAGUCAUUUCAGUUCGGCUUACCAGCUAGGGCAGAGCCCCGGCUGCAUCUACCCCCCCUACACUGGCUCAGGGUCUGCUCUCAGUAACAUACCUCUACCCACCGCCGUCCCGGGGAUGAGGGCCCAGGUCUACCUGUGCAACCGGCCGCUGUGGCUCAAGUUCCACCGGCACCAAACCGAGAUGAUCAUCACUAAGCAGGGCAGACGGAUGUUCCCGUUCCUCAGCUUUAACAUAGCCGGUCUCAACCUGACGGCGCACUACAACGUGUUUGUGGAGGUUGUGCUGGCGGAUCCAAACCAUUGGAGAUUUCAAGGUGGCAAAUGGGUCACCUGUGGGAAGGCGGACAACAGCAGCCAAGGGAACAAAGUCUACAUCCAUCCGGAGUCUCCAAACACGGGGGCCCACUGGAUGAGACAAGAGAUCUCCUUCAGCAAACUGAAACUCACCAACAAUAAAGGAACCAGUCAUAGUUCUUCACAGAUGAUCGUCCUGCAAUCACUGCAUAAAUACCAGCCAAGGUUGCACAUCGUGGAGGUGACGGAGGACGGGGUGGAGGACAUUAGCAGUGACAUGAAGACUCAGAGCUUCACCUUUCCAGAGACACAAUUUAUAGCUGUCACGGCCUACCAGAAUACGGAUAUCACACAGCUGAAAAUUGAUCACAACCCUUUUGCCAAAGGAUUCAGAGAUAACUAUGAUUCGAUGUACACAGCUCCAGAACACGAUCGCCUCACCCCAUCUCCAAGCGACUCCCCCCGUGCCCACCAGAUUGUUCCCAGUGCCCGCUAUACCAUGCAACCCCUCUUCCAAGACCAAUUUGUCAACAACCUUCCCCAGAAUCGCUUCUACAACAGUGAGAGAGCAGUGCCGCAGACAAACAGCCUCCUCUCACCUCAGACCGAAGAUGGGGCUUCACAGAGGUGGUUUGUCACCUCCAUGCAGCAAGCGGGAAAUGGCACUAGCACCAGCAACAAGCUAGAUCUCACUCCCUAUGAAGGCGAUUACUCAAGCUCCCUGCUUCCUUAUGGCAUCAAAUCCCUCUCCAUGCAAACAUCUCACGCUCUCAGCUACUACCCUGACUCUCCUUUCACCACCAUGUCUGCAGGGUGGGGAUCCAGAGCAGCAUACCAGAGAAAGGUUGCUCCCAGCCUGCCUUGGUCUCCCAGGCCCAGUCCCACGGCUGGUUUCCCAGAGGACUCAAACAAAGUUAAACCACAGGUGGAAGGGGAGGGGAAUGGCAGUGGAGGACUGAUCUCCUGGGCAGAGACACAGCCAUCAUCUCUGUCCCUAGACAAGGCUGAUUCUUAUUCCACAGCCUGCAAACGAAGGCGCUUGUCUGUUAAUGGUCCCAGCGCAGAGCACUCACCCACUGACAUCAAGUGUGAAGACUUGGCCACUGCUGCCACCAACAGUAGCUCAUAUAGCAAAGAAUCCCCAUCAUCGAAAGGCAUGGCAGCUUACUAUCCCUUUUACACAAACCCUUGAAUGUGUUGUCUCGGAAAUGUAUUGUACCUCAUUGUAUCAUUUUGGUUGUUCUUCAUUUGCCACCAUGAAUAAGAAAUAUUAAUUUGCUUGCUUUGUCAUGCACACACACAGAAUUUGUCUCGGUGGUGAUACAUGUUUUUCCUUUCCUUUUGUGAUGACACAGGGCAUAUCAAGGACACAUUCAAAUGAUGAUGUUAAGUCAAGGGACAUGUGUCACACAGUAAGCAUCAACAUCCCGCGAUACUGAUUUAUUCCAUAUAAUCUGUCUAUAGUGAAUACAUCCUCCUGGACUGUUUGAUCACCCCACUUAUGUAACUCUGUGUUUGGAAUUUAAAAAUGCCAAAGCAUUUGUUUAAGUUUUCAUUGUGCAUACAUUACUGUAUCUGCCUUCAAAUUGAGCUUAUGUCUUAACAGAUUAUUUAUUGAAGGACUGUUGAUAUGAAAAUUGUGCACUCAUAAAUGUGAGGAUAAUAUGCUGUAUAUACCGUCAUGGCAAUGUUCAGAUAUUUGAUAAUAA